Messenger RNA from Neltuma alba, 2019 nucleotides. Its product is annotated as histone-lysine N-methyltransferase, H3 lysine-9 specific SUVH6-like. Gene Ontology annotation, cellular component: nucleus. The record is from RefSeq and is a predicted model, not a curated record. The coding region runs from base 1 to 2019 and encodes 672 amino acids. The transcript has a single exon. NCBI's taxonomy places the organism in Eukaryota, Viridiplantae, Streptophyta, Magnoliopsida, Fabales, Fabaceae. Gene Ontology annotation, molecular function: double-stranded DNA binding; protein binding; zinc ion binding.
AUGGCUGCAUCGACAUCAGUUCUUGAUUGUCAGGAUGAAGAAAAAAUGCUUACGAAGCCAUCUGCAAUACGUGAUUACCCGCCUGGGAUUGGUCGGACUACAUCAACAGGCCGUGUCACUCCUAAAGUUACUGCUAGUUCGGGUGAUUAUUUGCAGAAGGCUGGGGCAAGAAGGUUUCCAGCAAGAAAAGUUUCAGCCAUUAGAGACUACCCUGCUUUAUGCGGACCUAAUUUUCUGAGUCGGAGUAAGGGUGUUUGCGAGGACAAGCUCAUGGACGGACAUUUGGGCGGUGGUGCUGAAGAAAUGAAGAGAAAAUUUAAUUGCCUUGCACAAGGUGAUGGGUCUAAAGCUGUGAUGACGCCUAGAAAGUCUCUGAAUCAUUCCGGGAUGAUGCUUGUGAAAAAGACAGAAGGAAAUGCUUCUUCUGGAGGUAUGGAUGGAAAAUGUUCUGAUGUCUAUAAUGUAAAUGUUCCACUUCUGCGUCGUGGUAAUUUGAGCAGUGACCACAGUUACUCCCGAAAUACUGUAAGGGAGAUAAUGCGCUGGUUCCAAGCAGUUUGUAGAAAAUUGUUGCAAGAAGAAGAAGCAAAGUUCAAAGGCCAAGGAAAGAUUCGUAGGAGGAUCGAUUUAGAGGCAGCUAAGAUUCUUAAAAAGGAAGGCAAAUAUGUUAAUGCUGGCAGGCUGAUCUUUGGUUCUGUCCCUGGGGUUGAAAUAGGUGAUGAGUUCGACUACAGAGUGGAGCUUAAUCUCGUCAGUCUUCAUCGCAAUUUACAGGCUGGCAUAGACUAUGGAAUGCACAAUGGUGUGCUCCUUGCUGCUAGUAUUGUUGCAUCUGGGGGGUACGACGAUGAGUUGGAUAAUUCAGGUGUCUUGAUUUAUUCGGGGCAUGGGGGGAAUGUGAUGCACAGCAAGAAAAAGCCUGAAGACCAGAAGCUUGAGCGGGGGAAUCUUGCUUUGAAGAACAGUAGCAAGGAAAAAAAUCCUGUCAGGGUGACCCGUGGUGCUUUCUUUGGAGAUGAAAGUCGUAAGAGAUAUGUGUAUGAUGGGUUGUAUGAAGUUGAGACAUAUUGGCAAGAAAGGGGGCCACAUGGCAAGAUGGUUUUCAAGUUUCAGCUGCAAAGAAUCCCAAACCAACCAGAGCUUCCUUGGAUUGAACUGAAGAAUUCCAAAAAGUUCACAUUAAGGAAGGGUUUAUGUGUCAUUGACAUCUCACAUGGUAAGGAGGGACUGCCAAUUCGUGCUGUAAAUACCAUAGAUGAUGAAAGACCACCACCAUUUGAAUAUAUCACUAGGAUGAUCUAUCCUGAUUGGUUGCAUCCGACGCCUGCUAAGGGAUGUAACUGUACGGACAGAUGCUCUGACCCGACAAGAUGUUCUUGUGCUGUUAAAAAUGGAGGAAUCCCAUUCAAUCACACAGGGUGUAUUGUAGAAGUAAAGCCUCUGGUGUAUGAGUGUGGCCCUUCUUGCAAAUGCCCUCCAGAUUGCUAUAACAGAGUCAGCCAACGUGGAAUAAAAUUCCCGCUUGAAGUUUAUAAAACUGACAAAAGGGGAUGGGGUGUGAGAUCUCUACGCUCCAUUCCUUCUGGCAGUUUUGUAUGCGAAUACAUAGGAGAGUUGCUUGAAGACAAGGAAGCUGAACAAAGAACUGGUCAUGAUGAGUAUCUCUUUGAUAUAGGUAAUAAUUUGAUCAGUAAUGGUAUACUUUCUGAUGGAGUCUUCAUGCCUGAAGUCUCUAGGGAUGGUGGUGGUUUUACCAUUGAUGCAGCUAGGUAUGGUAAUUUGGGCAGAUUUUUCAACCACAGUUGCGCCCCUAACAUGUAUGCACAAAAUGUUCUGUAUGAUCAUGGUGACCGCAAGAUUCCUCACAUAAUGCUGUUUGCUGCUGAGAACAUUUCUCCGUUAAAAGAGCUGACUUAUGAUUACAAUUACUCUAAAGAUCAAAUCUUCGAUUCUGAUGGCAAUAUAAAGAAGAAGGAUUGCUAUUGUGGCUCUUUGGGGUGUACUGGAAGGAUGUAUUGA